UUCUUUAAACAAAACAGAUGGCCAGAAAGUGUAGGCAUUAAAAUACCUGGUCUGUUAUCUAAUAUGCUUGAGAAAAAGGCCCGUCCGGGGUACAGGAAAAUAAUCAAAAACUCCGCCAAAACGUUGAUCGUAAUUGAGGCUGUUCUGUUUGGCCUUUCGUACGCGGGCUGGCACCGAUUGAACACGAACCGAGAAUUCCGAUACUACAUCAAGGAGAACUACCCGAGCGUGCUGGAAGCGUACUAUCAGAUUGGGGAAACAUUUAGCGGCGACAAGGCCAUCCGAGCGUACGACGAAACCGUCUGGCAGCAAGAGCAGCAUACGAAGAACACGAAGAAUCACAAUCAGUAA
Molecule: messenger RNA, 351 nt
Organism: Anopheles bellator
Lineage: Eukaryota; Metazoa; Arthropoda; Insecta; Diptera; Culicidae
Exons: 2
Coding region: 64-351 (95 amino acids)
Source: RefSeq, a predicted model, not a curated record